Messenger RNA from Hibiscus syriacus, 5650 nucleotides. RefSeq names its product 1-phosphatidylinositol-3-phosphate 5-kinase FAB1B-like. The transcript is spliced from 11 exons. Gene Ontology annotation, molecular function: 1-phosphatidylinositol-3-phosphate 5-kinase activity; metal ion binding; ATP binding. The record is from RefSeq and is a predicted model, not a curated record. Gene Ontology annotation, biological process: phosphatidylinositol phosphate biosynthetic process. Lineage: Eukaryota; Viridiplantae; Streptophyta; Magnoliopsida; Malvales; Malvaceae. Gene Ontology annotation, cellular component: endosome membrane. Bases 37 to 5553 code for a protein of 1838 amino acids.
UACGGUUCAUUGCGGGUGUCAAAUGAAUAUAGCACAAUGAAUGAAGACAGUAGAAAUAUCGGCAGGUGGAUGAUGGAGGCUUCUAACAACACAUUUUCUCAGGUAGUUAGUUUACUAAAGUCAUGGAUCCCUUGGCGAUCAGAGCCUGCUAAUGUAUCAGUCGAUUUUUGGAUGCCCGAUCAUAGCUGCAGGGUAUGCUAUGAUUGUGAUGCCCAGUUCACGUUGUUUAAUCGUAGACACCAUUGUCGACUUUGUGGCCGAGUUUUCUGUGCCAAGUGUACUGCAAACUCAGUUCCAGCUCCGUCUUAUGAUCCAAUGAUCCCCUUAGAAGAGCAGGAGACAGUUAGGGUAUGUGAUUAUUGUUUCAACCAGUGGAGGUACGGCUUGAUUACUAAUGAUGGUCGAGUCUGGGUGCCCAACCAGGAUUUUAAUUCCUCAAUGUUGGCCCGUAGUUUUACCAGAACUAAAUCUGGUGGCCUCAGCUCUGUGCCAUAUCAAGGUGGGCAAUAUCAACAUUUGCAUCAUAGGUCUAUUCUCAGCCCUCGUUCGGCAAUGAAGAAAGGCAUGCGUCGGCCUAUCCUGAAAACACCAAGGUUUAGCAAAGAUCUUAUUAUGGAUGCAGAAGAUCCGUCUUCAAGCCAAUAUGAGUUUUCAUGGAACAGCAUUGGGCUCGAUGGUGAGGACGAUGAGUACAACUCGUAUUUGUCUGAUUUCUCUGAAGAUAAUGGGUACUAUACGCCUCUUAGUUUUGAUGAGAUGAGCAAAAAUGAUGGAUCACACAAAUUUCAUUCUGAUGAAGAAAAUGUUGACUCAAAAAGUUCCGAACGAUUAUUGACUGAAAAGGUUUGGAUUGAUGAUGAGGACAAUGAGUACCGCUUAUAUUUGUCUGAUUCUGAGACAUUGCAUUACUCUGAUGAUGAUGGCUACUAUACUCCUACUGACUUCGAUGAAAUUAGCAAUGAUGAUGACGAGCCACAAAAAGUUCAUCCUGAUGGAGAAAAUAUCGACUCAAAAAGUUUAAGCAGUUCUCCAGUGAACCAGGUUCCUUCACCGAGUUCGGAAGGAAUAUCACAGUCUGUGAAGAAAGAUGAACAUGAUGGUGAUGAAUGUGAAGCAUUACCUUCACUAUAUCCUGCUGAGCCUGUAGAUUUUGAAAAUGAUGGACCUCUUUGGCUCCCUCCCGAACCAGAAGAUGAAGAUGAUGAGAAGGAAGCUGCUCUGUUUGAUGACGAGGAUGAUACAGAUGGUGCAGGAGACUGGGGGUAUUGGCACAAGACAAGCAGCUUCGGAAGUGGGGAAUCUCGCUCUAGGGAUAAAUCGACUGAGGAGCAGAAAAAAGUAACAAAGAAUAUUGUUGAUGGACAUUUUAGGGCCUUGAUUGCUCAGCUUUUACAGGUAGAGAACCUUCCUGUGGGUGAUGAAAAUAGUAAAGAUAGCUGGUUGGAGAUCAUCACCGCUCUUUCUUGGGAGGCCGCUUCGCUUUUGAAGCCAUACACCACCAAAGGGGGAGAGAUGGACCCUGGUGGAUAUGUUAAAGUGAAAUGCAUAGCUUCUGGAUAUCGCAAUGAGAGUAUGGUUGUCAAAGGAGUUGUUUGCAAGAAAAAUGUUGCUCAUCGUCGAAUGACUUCAAAACUAGAGAAACCUCGAUUGAUGAUCCUUGGUGGAGCUCUUGAAUACCAGCGGGUCUCUAACUUAUUGUCAAGUUUUGAUACUUUGUUGCUGCAGGAAAUGGAUCAUUUGAAGAUGGCUGUUGCAAAGAUACAUGCACAUAAACCUCAUAUCCUUCUAGUGGAGAAAUCGGUUUCUCGAUUUGCCCAGGAAUAUCUUCUUGAGAAAGACAUAUCACUUGUUCUCAACAUCAAGAGGUCAUUAUUAGAACGCAUUGCACGCUGCACAGGUGCUCAAAUAAUCCCUUCAAUUGAUCAUCUGUUUUCUCAGAAGCUGGGAUACUGUGAAAAGUUCCAUGUUGAGAGGUUCAGGGAAGAUUUUGGCUCUCCUGGACAAGGAGGGAAGAAAUUGGCCAAGACGCUAAUGUAUUUUGAAGGCUGCCCUAAGCCAUUGGGUUGCACUAUAAUACUUAGGGGUGCAAAUGGAGACGAAUUGAAGAAAAUCAAGCAUGUAGUUCAAUAUGGAAUCUUUGCAUCUUAUCAUUUAGCUUUGGAGACAUCAUUUCUUGCCGAUGAAGGAGCCUCUCUGCCAGAAUUCCCAAACUCUCCAAUGGCCGUGGCACUUCCGGAUAAACCAUCAACCAUUGCAAGAUCCAUAUCAACAGUUCCUGACUUUGCUACUGCCAAUAUAAAGUCCCAGGGACCUCAGCAUUUUAGUGGACCACAAAGGGCUAAUAGUGUUCUAUCAGCAAUCGUCGGUCGUAAUAUUCAGAAGAUAGAAGAGGCUCCAGCAUCUUUUUCAAGUAAAGAUAUAAGCCUGUGGUCUGUACAACCCACUUUGAAAGAGUCUAGUGCCCUUGUAUCAUCUACUUCUGAGAAAACUCCAGAUGUGUUUUCCAAGAAAAGUGAAAUGGGUACCAAAGAUUCCUCAAUGAGGGAAAUUUCUGUGGACAAAAAUAAGUCAUCUUUCAUGAAUAGUGGUGUUCGUCGAACAGAAUCUUCGGCACACAUGAAUUCAGAGGCAACAUCUGUGCAACAAGAUGGUAAAAACCAUAAUAACCAGUCUGUGUCAAAACCAUUAAAAGAAGUGUUUCCUUCUGCGCCUUCUGAUAAUCAGAGCAUUUUGGUGUCAUUAUCAUCUCGAAGUGUGAGGAAAGGGACUGUCUGCGAAAGAUCCCAUCUCUUUCGUAUCAAGUACUAUGGCAGUUUUGAUAAACCUUUGGGUCGGUUUUUGAGGGAUCAUUUAUUCGAUCAGAGUUACAGAUGCCCUUCUUGUGACUUGCCUUCAGAAGCACAUGUUCACUGUUAUACUCAUCGACAAGGAACACUAACCAUGUCUGUUAAGAAACUCACUGAAAUUUUCUUGCCUGGUGAAAAAGAGGGCAAGAUCUGGAUGUGGCAUAGAUGCUUGCAAUGUCCUAGGACCAAUGGUUUUCCUCCGGCAACUUUCAGAAGAGUGAUGUCUGAUGCUGCAUGGGGUUUAUCAUUUGGGAAGUUUUUGGAGCUUAGCUUUUCAAACCAUGCAGCUGCGAGCAGGGUUGCAAGCUGUGGCCAUUCAUUACAUAGAGAUUGUCUUCGUUUCUAUGGAUUUGGGAGAAUGGUGGCUUGCUUUCGGUAUGCAACAAUUGAUGUUCAUUCCGUCUGCCUCCCGCCUCCAAAACUUGAGUUUUACCAUGAGAGUCAGAAAUGGAUACAGCAAGAAACAGAUAAGGUGACUAACCAGGCAGAGCUUCUGUUUUCUAAAGUACUAAAGUUCCUGAAUCAAAUUGCUGAAAAACAAACCAGCUCAGGGCCACCUGGUAGUGACACGAAAACUUCUGAUUUGAGAGAUCAAAUUACUGAACUAGAAGGAAUACUACAUAACGAGAAGCUGGAGUUUGAUGAGUCAAUGCAAAAAGCUUCGGAAAGGGAAGUGAGAAAAGGACAACAUGUUGUGGACAUCCUUGAAAUAAACCGGUUGCGUCGGCAGUUACUUUUCCAAUCUUAUAUGUGGGAUCAACGCCUGGUUUUUGCAGCUAAACUAGAAAAUUACAUCCCCCGGAACUGUUUCAGCAAUUUGAUUACAGGACAUGAAGAGAAACCGGUUAUUGAUAUUGAAAAGGUCAAGGACAUGGAUACAUUGGAACAUGGAAAAGGAUCUGAAUCUGGUGACUCUACUGUGGUGGAUGCAAAGCUCAAUGCUAAUCAGUCAGAUGCAGUCCAUCAAGAACCAGACAUGAACAAAAGUUCAAAUUGUGGAAAUAAAGACUAUGGCAAUAUUUCUGCUAGCCAAAGCAUGUUUGACCAAUAUGACAAUGAGAAACCAAAGGCAAAUGUUCGCAGAGCCAUGUCUGAAGGUCAGUUUCCUGUCAUAGAAAAUUUAUCAGAUACCCUUGAUGCUGCUUGGACUGGAGAAAUUCAGCGAGGACCUGUAUUAUCCAAGAAAAAUUCGUUUUCACUUCCUGAUAUUGCUGCUGUAGAUUUGGAAGACCGUUCUGAAGAAAAUAUUGUGCCAAAGGUUAUUUGUUCUCCUUCCCCUACAUUGUUCAAUAUAGGUUCUGAAAAUAUGGAAGAAUUUGUUAGCUGGUUAAAAAUGCCUUUCUUGAGUUUCUAUCGUUCAUCUUCGAACAAAAACUUUUUAGGAAGUUCUUCAAAGCUUGAUACAUUAAAAGUGUAUGAUCGGUUCAAUAUUUCAUCGUUUAGAGAGUUGGAACUGCAAGGUGGGGAUAGGCUGCUUCUUCCGGUGGGUGUUAAUGACACUGUUAUUCCAGUUUAUGAUGAUGAGCUCACAAGCACCAUAUCGUAUGCUCUAGUAUCACCUGAAUACCAUUUCCAGAUAAGUGAUGAACGGGAUAGGCCUAAAGACUGGGGGGAUUCAAUGGCAUCAUCAUCCUUCUCUGAUUCAGUGAAUUUUCAGUUGGCCCAUUCUGUUGACAAUAUACCCUUUUAUCCUCAGAGAAGUUUCGGUUCAGCAGAUGACCUUGCUGGAAGCCGAAGCUCCCUGAUUAUGGAUCCACCCUCGAGUAUGAAGUCUUUGCAUGUCCGGGUUUCAUUCGGAGAAGACGGAUCAGAUAAAGUGAAAUAUACGGUUACUUGUUACUAUGCAAAGUGGUUUGAGACAUUAAGGAAAGUAUGUUGCCCAUCAGAGCUAGAUUUCAUAAGGUCUCUGAGUCGCUGUAAGAAGUGGGGAGCUCAGGGUGGUAAAAGCAACGUUUUCUUUGCAAAGACCUUGGAUGACCGGUUUAUCAUUAAACAAGUCACAAAGACAGAGUUGGAAUCAUUUAUAAAACUUGCACCUAAAUAUUUCAAUUACUUGUCUGAAGCAAUUAGAUCUAGAAGUCCAACAUGCCUGGCAAAGAUUCUCGGUGUUUAUCAGGUUACGAGAAAGCAACCUAAAGGUGGUAAAGAAUCAAGGAUGGAUGUUUUGGUUAUGGAGAAUCUUCUGUUUAGAAGAAAUGUCACGCGGCUAUAUGAUCUCAAAGGAUCCUCUAGAUCUCGUUAUAAUCCUGAUUCUAGUGGAAGCAACAAGGUUCUGCUAGAUCAGAACUUGAUCGAAUCAAUGCCGACUAACCCUAUUUUCGUGGGUAAUAAAGCGAAGCGUGUGUUGGAAAGAGCAGUCUGGAAUGACACUGCUUUCCUCGCAUCGAACGACCUCAUGGAUUACUCAUUACUGCUUGGAGUGGAUGAAGAGAAGCAUGAGUUAGUUAUCGGAAUCAUCGAUUUCUUGAGGCAGUAUACCUGGGACAAGCAUCUUGAAACUUGGGUGAAGGCUUCAGGCAUCCUUGGCGGGCCGAAGAAUGCAUCGCCAACCGUAAUUUCGCCCGAACAAUACAAGAAAAGGUUCAGGAAAGCAAUGUCAACUUAUUUUCUAAUGAUCCCGGAUCAGUGGUCUCCUCCCACCGUUCCAAGUAAAUCUGAGUCAGAUACAGGUCAAGAGAAGGGCCAGCGUGGUGCCUCAGCCAAGUGAUUCUGUGAGUCUGUGUCAUUGAACGUUCAAAAUUAUAAUUUGGGAUUUAGCUCUUCCAUUCUACUUUUUCCUUGUUCAUAUCAUUUUUUCCAUUUUU